Molecule: messenger RNA, 540 nt
Organism: Jatropha curcas
Lineage: Eukaryota; Viridiplantae; Streptophyta; Magnoliopsida; Malpighiales; Euphorbiaceae
Source: RefSeq, a predicted model, not a curated record
UUUAUAUCCCGUUUUGUAGCUUUUUUAUCUCUCCCAAAUCCUUCAUUUCCAUUUGUAAGCUCUAAUUUUGUUAAUCUACAUUGUUUUUCCCUUUUUUCAUAAAAUAGGAAACUUGCAUUAAUUAGAGCAACUAAAAGGAAAGACACCUUUGAACACUUAGUAAAUUCUUGUACCAUUCAAUUUAACUUCUAUGGCGGAUGAAGAAUUUGUUGAUCAAAAGAAAUAUCUGGAGGACUUCUGCAAGCCUAAAUGUGUGAAGCCUUUAAUUGAAUAUGAGGCAUGUAUAAAGAGAAUAGAAGGAGAAGAACUUGGGCUAAAGCACUGUACUGGGCAAUACUUUGAUUACUUGUAUUGUGUUGAUAAAUGUGUUGCACCAAAGCUAUUUUCAAAAGUAAAGUAACUGAAAGGCCUCCUCAAAGACCACUUUCUUUAUGUUCAUAUAUUUUACAAGUGAGCUGACUGACAAUGAUUUUUUACAAGUGUACGAAAUCGCAACAAGUAAUAAAGAAUGAGUGGAGUACCAUUCCCACGAGGAUUGUA